UAAAGAGUUUUUACAAGGAAGAACAAGUCUCAUGGUACUAGUUAAGGAUAAUAAGAUAAUACAUGUAAAUGUAAUACCCCAAGAUUUUGUUGUCAGUGAAUUAGCAGGGCGGGAUGUUUAGGGUGGAGGAGGUGGACUGGAAAGAGAACCUAGUUUUUGUUUUCCUGGAUUAUGGUAUUAGGUGGGAGUACGUCUCUUUGUUUAUCUUUCUCCUCCUUUCUUUUUGUGAAGUUGGGGUUGCAGAUGUGGGCCCUAGUGUGAGUUCUGCUUGGAUGAUGUAAGUUCAACAAAGUCCUUUUCUUCUUUUGCUUGAUUUGUGUUUGGUGAAGUUGUCCGUACCUGGAACUUUUGUGUACUCUGUGACUGCUUCUAUGCCGAUACAUUGUUGUGUGGAAUCUUUUAAGGGAGUUGUGCUCUUUCAUUUGUUAAUCCUUAGCUUUGGAUGCUCCUUUUUUUCCCAGUCAAGGAGUCCCAUGAUGUCUCUUCCUUAGAAGGACCUAAACAUCAUAAUAAUAAUAAUGCACCUUUGGGUCACAAAUCUUUUCAAAUCAACCUGUGGUCAAUGCAAUCAUGAUCGUGUUGUAGCUAAUAUUGUUUAUUUGUUUCAUUGGACAACUGGAACAGAACUUAGCUUGCUUUCUGUUUGCAAAAUAUAUCAUGGAUGUAUUAAGGGAACAACUGGUAUGAGCUGAGUUAUGCAUACAUCUGAGGCCAGGGAUAAUGCUGAUCGUUAUUGAACUUUGAGCUAUCUUCUGUCACAACUCUUGAUCAUCUUUGCUCUGGCCUGUAUGCAGAUCUCUGAACUUUCUUUGGUGGGCUUCAUUGUUGGCUACCCAUUUGACAGACGACAACGUGCUCCUGACGCUGUACAAGUGAAGCUAUUCAUCGAUGACCUGUCUAAAACAGGAAAGCUUGAUGGAGUUAAGUACACGUUUUGGAAUGAGUGCUUUACAUCAAAGAAUGCGGAUUUGCUGCUAAAGCCUUUGAACUUGCACCCAAUAGUAUCGAAAACUAUAGUUGACAAGUUUGCUGCUAUUCAGAUUCUUCAGUAAAUGCAUGGAUGGGAGAGAAGCUAUGGCAUUAUCAGGCGGGUCAACUCCUUAUUAUAUUCAUAGAGCGGUUGGUGGGUCUAGUUCUGGCUCGGUAACACACACUGGUAUAGCAGCAUUUAAUUCCCAACCGGGGUUCAGGCCCUUAUCUAACCCUCAGGUUCAGGUUCAGUCAAAUGUUGGAUCAACAUUUACAGGAGAGCCUAAAAACGUCAGUUUUCCUCAUGGCAUUAACAUGGGUGUGUCCUCUGGGAUGCCACCGGGCGAGCCGGUAAAGAAGAAGAGAGGGAGGCCCCGAAAAUAUGCUCCUGAUGGGCAGGUUUCAUUGGGACUUUUGCCUAUGCCUGCCAAGCCUAAGCCUUCAUCAGGAUCAGAUGCUUCUGGCCAAAAAAGAUGCAGAGGCCGGCCUCCUGGGACUGGGCGGAAGCAGCAAUUAGCCACUCUAGGUGAAUGGAUGAACAGUUCAGCAGGACUGGCCUUUGCACCUCAUGUUGUCACUGUUGGAAUCGGAGAAGACAUUGUCGCAAAAAUGUUGUCCUUUUCUCAACAGCGGCCAAGGGCUGUCUGUAUCUUAUCAGGCAGUGGUACAGUUUCCUCAGUAACUCUUCGUCAGCCUGCAUCUUCUACUCCUACUGUGACGUAUGAGGGCCGUUUUGAGAUAUUAUGCUUGUCGGGUUCUUACUUGCUUGCUGAGGAUGGUGGACCCCGCAGUCGAACAGGUGGCAUAAGUGCUUCUCUUUCUACACCUGAUGGUCAUGUCAUAGGUGGUGGGGUUGCAACCUUGAUUGCAUCAAGCCUAGUUCAGCUGGUGGUAUGCAGUUUUGUCUAUGGAGGAUCUAAAACCAAGAACAAACAACUCUCCAGCCCAAAAGGCAGUAAGGAUUCCCUACCCCAGCUCAGCAAUAAAUCAGCUACACAAACUGGUGCACCUUCAACUCAAAAUUUCAGUCACCCUUCUAUGGGUGUUUGGCCUGGUUCACGGCAUGUUGAUCCGAGAAACCCUCACACAGAUAUUGACUUGACGCGAGGAUGAUCAGGGUAUUUUUGUACAUAUGUGUUGUUGUACAUGUGCUGAAUCGUUGAGAAGUAUGAAAAUUUAAAAUCCUCCCAAUUCGCCCAAUAGGGGCAAUUGGUUUGUGCUAACUUAGAUUGUAACAAAGUCACUGAGUUUCUCUAGUGUCACUAGUAAACUUGUUGAAAAAUUAUGUAGUUUGAGCUGAAGGAACGUUAAUAUGUAGCUGGAAGAGAUGCCCAUUUUAAGGGUAACCAGUAUUUCAAGCAAACAAUGGUUGCCAUAUUUUUGGCCAUUGGAUUGUGUUGUAA
Molecule: messenger RNA, 2372 nt
Organism: Theobroma umbraticum
Lineage: Eukaryota; Viridiplantae; Streptophyta; Magnoliopsida; Malvales; Malvaceae
Source: RefSeq, a predicted model, not a curated record